Ilyonectria robusta is the source of this 1319-nucleotide messenger RNA. Its product is annotated as glycosyl hydrolase family 61-domain-containing protein. Gene Ontology annotation, molecular function: cellulose binding. Gene Ontology annotation, cellular component: extracellular region. The record is from RefSeq and is a predicted model, not a curated record. Bases 126 to 1232 code for a protein of 368 amino acids. Gene Ontology annotation, biological process: carbohydrate metabolic process. NCBI's taxonomy places the organism in Eukaryota, Fungi, Ascomycota, Sordariomycetes, Hypocreales, Nectriaceae. The transcript has a single exon.
AAUCUACUCCUCUUCAAUUUGAUUACAGCUUCCUGGAUCUUUGUUCGGCGUUGGAUUUGCGGUUGCAACUCUCUACAAGCGCCAACAUACUUCCUUCCUCUUCCUCAUUCAAGUCAACGCAUACAAUGGCUAUCAUCAAAAUAUCCUCGCUUGUUACCAUUGUGGCCUCUGUCGCCAAUGUUGCCGCCCACGGACAUGUUGACUGGCUCAUUACCAACGGCGUGGCUUACAGAGGCUAUGAUGCUCCGGCCUUCUCUUGGAAUCCCAACCAUGACCCUGUAGUUGGCUGGACCAUUGGGGCUACAGAUAAUGGUUACGUUGAGCCUAACAGCUUCGGUGAACCUGAUAUUAUCUGCCAUAAGGGUGCCAAGGCAGCGCGAGGUCAUGUCACUGUACAGGCGGGAGAAAAGAUCAACCUGAAAUGGAACACAUGGCCUGAGUCUCACAAAGGACCGGUUAUUGACUACUUGGCCAAGUGCCCGGGUAACUGCGAGGAUGCAGACAAGACGCAGCUGGAGUUCUUCAAGAUCAGUGUUAGCGGACUGAUUGACAUGUCUCUCCAGAGCGGGAAGUGGGGGGCCGAUGUCCUCGUUGCAAAUGGUUUCUCCUGGACGGUCCAGAUUCCCGCCAACCUGGCUGCGGGAAACUAUGUUUUGCGGCAUGAGAUCAUUGCCCUCCACGGCAGUGGCCAACCAAAUGGUGCCCAGAACUAUCCCCAGUGCUUCAACAUCAAAGUUACCGGCGGCGGCUCUCUGGCUCCGGCAGGCGUCAAGGGCACGUCGUUGUAUAAGUCAAACGACCCCGGUAUUUUGUUCAACCUCUACACCACACCACUGUCGUAUACAAUCCCCGGCCCAACUCUUGUUUCUGGCUUGCCAUCUACGGUUGCCCAAGCCGCCACUAGUGCAUCUGUCACGUCCAGUGCCACGGUGCCAGGCCAGAGUCAAGGCAGCAGCACAACCGCUUCGCAAACCUCGUCUUCUGCCCCGAAUUCGAAUGUCCAGUCAACUUCGACCACGUCAAUAGGCGCUGGGGUCACUACCCUCAGAACCACGACAACGACGUCAAGCAUCGCAUCUGCAACCUCAACCGAGGGCAUCAUUUGUGGGCCAAUCAGUGGAGGGUUGCCCAAAUACAGCCAAUGUGGUGGCAAGGACUACACAGGGCCUACAGUGUGCGCGUGGGGUUCUACAUGUCAAGUGUUGAACCCGUAUUACUCUCAGUGUCUUUAGUUGUGCUAGGGGUGUCUGGGUUCAGUUAAUGCUUUGGGGUUAUCUAUCGUUAAUGAGUGUGAAUAACAACGAUGAAAUUGAUUACAA